Staurois parvus is the source of this 265-nucleotide messenger RNA. NCBI's taxonomy places the organism in Eukaryota, Metazoa, Chordata, Amphibia, Anura, Ranidae. The record is from the annotation of a GenBank genome assembly.
GGGGGGGGAAUAGUGCCCCAUCGUUGGUGUCAGUGGGGGGGAAGUAGCGCCCCUAUCGUUGGUGUCAGGGGGGGAGGGGAUAGCGCCCCAUCGUUGGUGUCAGUGGGGGGAGGAAUAAGCGCCCAAAUCGUUGGUGUCAGGUGUGGGGAAAUAGUGCCCCAUCGUUUGUGUCAGUGGGAGGAAUAGUGCCCUAUCAUUGGUAUUAGGGAUAGCAAGGUAAGUUCAUUGGUGUCAGUGGGAGGAAUAGUGCUCCAUCAUUGUGUCA